AUGAAUUUAAGAUAAUAUGAAAUAUCUCUUAUUCCUAUCAAUCUCAAAGCUUUGUCUAGCUUUACAAACUGGAUUUGUGUAGGAUAAUUAAUAGAGGAAGCAAUGCUUGUAGGAUUAAUUGAGUAUCAUAUUAAAGUCAACUAAGUUUAGAUAAUCUAAUCAUAAUUAUUUGGGUCUAAUUAAUAGAAUUAGGCGAUGUAAAAAAUUAAUACCUUACUCAAUAAUUCUAAAAACAAACCCAAUAGAUUUAAAUCAUUUAUAGAGGAAGUCAAAAUUCAAGAUCCAUAUGGUAUAUGGUUUAAGGAUGCCAUUAAAUCAUACUUUCGAUAUAACUACAAAUCUUGUCCUUCAGAUUAGUUUAAGUUUUUAUGCGACACUUUUAAAGUCUAGUUUGUGGUAUUUGAAUAACCAAAUUCAAAUUCACAAUUAUUAUAUGGUAUUGAAACUAAUGGAGGAAUUAAUAAAAUCAUUUUAUACAAAUAUCACGAACAAUAUUACCUUAUCUUGACAAUAUUUGAAAAGAAAUGUCAUUUAUGCAAAACUAAAAUCAAAUUAAUUGAUAUAAAAUGCCAACAUUAAAUAUGUUUUAAUUGUAUUUAGAAGCAAUUUGAACAAUCAAAAUCAGUAUAAUAUAUUACAUGUAAUUUCCAAGGAUGUAGAGAAUUUAUAUUUAAAUCAUUCUAUUUGGAUCUCUAAAAAGAAUAUUAAAAAAGUCUUUGUAUUUAAUGUCAUCAAAUUAUUCCAAUAAGUCAUUAAAUCUGUUAGAGUUGUGAGGAAAAAAAUCAAAAAUAAUAACAAGAAAAUUUUAAUGAUUAAAAAUAACCUAUUAGUAAAUAAAGUGAAUAAUAAUAGAAUUAGACCUAAUAGAAUUAAAUAGAUCAGGAAUAAGAUAAAAAAUAAGAAGUUACCUAAUCUAGUAUUUAGAAUAAAAAUAAUAAUGUAUAAAUGGAAAUAGAAUAUAAUACAUAGGAUGCUAUACAGAAAUGUGUUAAUUGUCAAAAACAUUUUGAAUAGAAUUAAGUUAUAUAAACUCCAUGUUAACAUUAUUAUUGCAAAGAAUGUGCAAUAAAAAAGUGUGAAUAUCAAAAUAAAUUUAUGUGUUUAUCAUGUGGAGAUUACAUCUAAGCAGAUUAUAUAAAAUUGGCGUUAUAUAAGCACAAUAAAAAUUAAGAUUAGUAAUGCUGUAAAUGCAAAGAAUCGUUUAAUGAAAGCCUUUUAUUUCAAAAUUAGUGUUUUCAUUACAUUUGCGCUUCUUGUCUAGAAGCUUGGGUUUCAAAAUAAACAUAUAUGAGAUGUCCUGAGUGUAGUAAGCACAUCAAUAUUAACGAUGCAGAUCUCUACUUAGAUAGAAUAUUAACUUUGAAAAUUCAAUAAACAGAAUAAGAAUCAUAAGUUAUUUAGACAGAAUCAAAGAGUGAAUAAAAUUAAUAAAUAGAUUAGUAACAACAUUAACAAAGUAAUAUCCAAACUUAAAAGGUUUAAAACGAGUAAAAUGAUAAGAAUGAAAGUUCUUAAAGAAAAAUCUAAGAUUAAAAUAAUUUAGAAAGAAGCUUAAUUCAAUUUGAUGAACCAUUAUAUUGUACAUUUUGCGGCUCUCCAUUUACGGAAUUUAAUACUCGGCAAUUUUUAUCUCAUUGCUAAGAUUCAAGACAUUUUAUCGGAGUUUGUUGUUCGAUAUUUCCAUUAGAUUGUCCUUAAUGUCAAAUCAAGUCACUCAAGAUUGAAAAAGGUUUAAAUUAAUUUUAAUUUUAGAUAGCUUUAGAUUUUACUUACCGUUAUCAAAUAGUUAUGAUUCUUAUGUUUUUAAUUAAUAUGUAUGA
Paramecium octaurelia is the source of this 1820-nucleotide messenger RNA. The record is from the annotation of a GenBank genome assembly. Lineage: Eukaryota; Ciliophora; Oligohymenophorea; Peniculida; Parameciidae.